AUGGAAAUUUUAAAUAGUUUUAAUUUAUCUAUUUUCUUUAUUUUAGUAAAUUUUAUAUUAUUUUCGAAAUCACAAUGUGAUAUAGGUUUUACCAAAACAGAUUAUGGGUGUAAUGACAAUGCUCAAUUAACUGGACUUCAAGCAAUUAUGUGUUAUGGUGCUGAGUUAGGAUAUAUAGGUUCUAUAUUUAUGAGAAUCGAUAGAAGUGUUCAGGCAUGUCCUGCAGCUGGAAAUCCUCCAUCACCAACUGCGUAUUCAGCAUUUGCACAAAGUUCAAUUAAUAAAAUUAUAGAUAAUAAAAUAACCUUUACACAAUGUUUUUCAACUGAAAAAAAUUUCAAUAUUUAUUAUAUUGGUGAAGCAUGUUUAUCAAGUAAUGACCAAUUUGUAAAGUCUUUUACAAUGGAUUUAAAUGGAUAUUUUUAUAUAGGAUCUUGCACGAAUAAUUUAUCAGUUUUUAAAUCUUUUAAAAAUGUUAGCGAUUUGGGAACCAUCAGAAGCACCGAGUGCCCAAAAAUUUAUCCUGGUCGAUCCGAAAUAGCUUAUAAUAUAAUAUAUUAUGGAAAUGUUCAAUGCCCUAAUUGCAACGAUCACGGAUUUUGUUCGAAUGAAACAAGCUAUAAUUGUAAUUGCGAUAAAGCAUAUUUAUAUGACGAGUUUUGUAGAGUAAACUUUUGCGACCAACCAGAAUAUCCAUGUAAUGAAGCAAAGUGUAACAGAGAGACUACAGAGUGUUACUGUGACUAUGGAUACAGAUUAAACCCAAAUACAAAUGAAUGCAUUGAUAUAAAUGAAUGUGUAGAGGGUGUCAAUGGUAAGUACCCAUGUUCAAUAAACUAUUUAUGUGUUAAUCAACCCGGUGGUUAUGUGUGCCAAUGUCCCUAUAACUCUUCGCUCAAUAAUUCAAGUCGUCCAUGCCAAUUAGAAUGUAGUAAUAAAUGUAGUGGUGCUCAUCAAGGUACUUGCGUAAACAGUGCUUGCCAAUGCAAAGAAGGUUAUACAGGCUUAGAUUGUUCAGAAAUAAAUCUAUCAAGUGGUGCCAAACCAGUUUUAAAUUUAACAUCACCAAGUGUAAAUAAUAUAUUUGAAAAUGAAACCUAUGAAUCCCUGGUUUUUAUUAAAGAAAUAGUGGAAUUGGAUAUCUAUGGUAACAUACUCAAUCAUUAUUCUUUAAAUUCAAUCAAAUGGAAUUUUAAAAACAUCACUAACCAAAGUCAGGUCGAAAUAUAUACAUACAAUGCAGCUAUUAUAGGAAAUGAUCAAUUUGAAACCAAUAUUACAGUUACCAUACAAUGGUUUAAAAAUCAAAGCACCUUCAUUCCAUUUGCAAAUCAAGAUUUGUUAAUUAAUCCAUAUACUUUAAAGUUCAAUGUUGAAUUAUCAAAAUACAAUUUUAGAAAUAAAUUAUGUUCAUUACAAUUGGUUAUUGGUUCAGCAAUGGUAAAUAAAGAAACCACCUGCACAUCCUAUUCAGUGGAUCAAAAUGGUUAUGACUCUGAUUAUUUCACAUUAAAUACAGAUGAAAAAAGUUUUUCCUGUAAAUUAUUAAAAAGGGGAAUUGUGGACAAUGAAAUCAUCAUCCUAUCAAACUCAUUUAAAUAUUUACCUUCAGAAAAUAAUUCAACUUUUACCUCACUAAAUUUAAUCACCAAUAUACCUUAUUAUGAAUCAUCAUUAAUAAUAGACCCCGAUUUUUCAGUAUUACUAAAUACAAAAACUGACAACAAUAAUAACAAUAAUUUAGGUAAAAUUUGUGAAAAAAAUAGUGGUUUAUCAAAAAACCAAUUAAUUGGUAUAAUAGUUGGUUCAGUUUGUGCUUUUAUUAUAAUUAGUGUUUCUUUAAUAAUAAUUAUAAAAAAAAAUGUUUAUUCAGCAAAAAUUGGUAUUAAACUCAGGGAAAUAUUCUAA
Dictyostelium purpureum is the source of this 1908-nucleotide messenger RNA. RefSeq lists its product as uncharacterized. Gene Ontology annotation, molecular function: calcium ion binding. Gene Ontology annotation, biological process: sexual reproduction. The transcript has 2 exons. The coding region runs from base 1 to 1908 and encodes 635 amino acids. The record is from RefSeq and is a predicted model, not a curated record. NCBI's taxonomy places the organism in Eukaryota, Evosea, Eumycetozoa, Dictyosteliales, Dictyosteliaceae.